This is a messenger RNA of Eruca vesicaria subsp. sativa (arugula), 189 nucleotides long. Lineage: Eukaryota; Viridiplantae; Streptophyta; Magnoliopsida; Brassicales; Brassicaceae. The record is from the annotation of a GenBank genome assembly.
AUGGUGGUUUUUUGGGAUAAGUAUGUGCGUGCAAGUGGUGGGUAUAAGGAGAAGAUGAUUUGGUGUGCUGCGAUUUCCCUGGAAAUACGCAGCAGUGAAGAAGUUUGGGGAAAGGUCGAGUGGUUUGAUGCCGUGCUUAAAGUACCCAAGUCUUACAAAUUCGUGUAUGCUAUUGCUGCUACCAUUUGA